CCUUGAAAGAGAGGGAGAGAAGGAGGGAGUAUGAGCCACUGUCAAGUCGCCUGCUCCUGGUCACCAUAGCAACCGUGACGAGCCAGCAUCCAGCUCUGCUGCACUGACUUCUCCAACCCCAGCUGAGAUGCAGCAGUGAGGACAAGAAGCGAGAGGCAGACACCCAGGAUCUCAUUCCUUCCUUGUUGCCUCGACUGUGAAUCCCUGGACCCCGGGAGAGAAUUGCAGAGAAGGGACAAGGGGGAGAAACGGAUGUACCGUGGAGCCUCCCCAUGCUAGCCUUCGGUGGGGGUCCAGCGGGAAGGGGGAGUGUGCAGCACUAAAGAUGUGUGCAGCCAGAGCAGCCGCACCUGCAUGCUGAGGACCAUGGAGAGCCAGCACUUAUUCUGUAUUGAGGAGAUGCCCUUUGAAGCCCUAAUCGAUUAAUGUGACAGAAUCAGGUGGAUCAACAGCCAUCCCACUGCCCCCUUUGUUGGGGGCUGCUGAGAGUGGGGAAGCAUGGAGGACAGUAAGAAUGAGACAAUGAAUCGCGCUCAUGUCCUCUUUGACCGGUUUGUGCAGGCCACCACCUGCAAGGGGACCCUCAAGGCCUUCCAAGAGCUCUGUGACCACCUAGAACUGAAGCCUAAGGACUACCGCUCCUUUUAUCACAAGCUCAAGUCCAAGCUUAACUACUGGAAAGCCAAAGCGCUGUGGGCAAAGUUGGACAAGCGGGGCAGCCACAAAGACUACAAAAAGGGAAAAGCAUGCACUAACACCAAGUGUCUCAUCAUUGGAGCUGGCCCCUGUGGUCUCCGUACAGCCAUUGACUUAUCCUUAUUGGGAGCUAAGGUGGUCGUUAUUGAGAAACGAGAUGCCUUCUCCCGCAACAAUGUCUUGCAUCUCUGGCCAUUCACCAUACAUGAUCUGCGAGGUCUGGGUGCCAAGAAGUUCUAUGGCAAGUUCUGUGCUGGAGCUAUUGACCAUAUCAGUAUCCGUCAGCUUCAACUAAUACUUUUGAAAGUAGCCCUGAUCCUAGGCAUUGAGAUCCAUGUCAAUGUGGAAUUCCAAGGUCUUGUACAGCCUCCUGAGGACCAAGAAAAUGAACGUAUAGGUUGGCGGGCACUGGUCCACCCCAAAACCCAUCCUGUGUCAGAAUAUGAAUUUGAAGUGAUCAUCGGAGGGGAUGGCCGUAGGAACACCUUGGAAGGAUUUCGCCGGAAAGAAUUUCGUGGCAAGCUGGCCAUUGCCAUUACAGCAAAUUUUAUUAACCGAAAUACAACAGCAGAAGCCAAAGUGGAAGAGAUCAGUGGUGUGGCUUUUAUAUUCAACCAAAAAUUUUUCCAGGAACUGAGGGAAGCCACAGGUAUUGACUUGGAGAAUAUUGUCUACUACAAAGACGACACACACUAUUUUGUUAUGACAGCCAAAAAGCAGAGUUUGCUAGACAAAGGGGUGAUACUGCACGACUAUGCCGACACAGAGCUCUUGCUUUCCCGGGAGAAUGUGGACCGAGAGGCUCUGCUGAACUAUGCCAGGGAGGCAGCAGACUUCUCCACUCAGCAGCAGCUGCCAUCUCUGGAUUUUGCCAUCAAUCACUAUGGGCAGCCUGAUGUGGCCAUGUUCGACUUCACUUGUAUGUACGCCUCCGAGAAUGCUGCCUUGGUGCGGGAGCAGAAUGGACACCAGUUGUUAGUGGCCCUGGUUGGGGACAGCCUCCUAGAGCCUUUUUGGCCAAUGGGAACAGGAAUAGCUCGAGGAUUUCUAGCUGCUAUGGACUCAGCCUGGAUGGUACGAAGUUGGUCUCUAGGAACAAGCCCCUUGGAGGUCCUGGCCGAGAGGGAAAGCAUUUAUAGAUUGCUGCCUCAGACCACCCCUGAGAAUGUGAGUAAAAACUUCAGCCAAUACAGCAUCGACCCUGUCACCAGAUACCCCAAUAUUAACGUCAACUUCCUCCGCCCGAGCCAGGUGCGCCAUUUAUACGAUACUGGGGAAACAAAAGAUAUUCAUCUGGAAAUGGAGAACCUGGUGAAUUCCCGAACUACCCCAAAGUUGACUCGCAAUGACCAAGGAGUCAGGUUCAGAAUUAAGAGUCUCGCUCACUUCCUUUUCCCCGGCCUCUUGCUGCCUACAGGUAAAUUCUACUGCAAACCACACUACUGUUAUCGACUCUCCGGCUCCGCACAGAGGAAGAGACCAGCAGUGGUUCCUCUCUCUGGAAAGGAGGCCAGAGAAGCCCUGCAGGAUGGCCCGACUGUGGACGCAAAUGGACGGGCCAGUGCCAUGGCCAGCCCUGCUGAGAGAACCCCAGGUAGCCUCACUUCCUUGUUUGGCUGGGUGGUGCGUCACUCUCUCGGCCUCUGUGACAAGGCCAAGGGGAUGAGCCAGCACCUCCAAAGCAACAUUUCUUCGAUUGGGCAUGAAGUGGCCCAAAACCCUUUGGACUCCUUUUUCAUGUGCCAGCUGCUUGCGUUCGGAGUCCCCUUUCUCUAUGGCCUGUCGGAGGUGCUGGUACAAAUCCGAGGGGAGUUGCGCUGGCAGACCGUGAGCCAGUUGUGGCUUUUAACCGUCUCCUCACUUUGGUUGUGUGGUUGUUUCCCCCACAGCAGUUCUGAGUCCGAGAUGGAGGAAGAGGAGGAGGAGGAGCCUCCUCUGCCCACCUCAGACCUGGGUGGCGUUCCUUGGAAGGAGGCUGUGAGGAUCCAUGCUCUUCUGAAAGGAAAGAGUGAAGAGGAACUAGAGGCCUCAAAGAGCUACGGGCCUGGGAACGAAGAGGAGGAGGAGGAAGAGUAUGAAGAGGAGGAGGAGGAGGAAGAAUAUGAGGAGGAGGAGGAAGAGUCUAGUGAAGUUGGGAGCCAGAGGCUACAGCAGAUCAUAAAUCCGGCCGACCCCUUGGAGAUCCAGGCUGAUGUGCACUGGACACAUAUUCGCGAGAAAGAGGAGGAGGAGCGAAUGGUACCAACCUCUGAGUCCUCCACUUCUAGAGUCCCAUUUGAUGAGAAUGACCUGGAGGAAGAUGUGGAUUCGGAGCCGGCAGAGAUAGAAGGGGAGGCAGCGGAGAAUGGGGACACAGGGGACACUGGUGCUGAGCUGGAUGAUGAUCAGCACUGGUCUGAUGAUAUCCCGUCAGAAGCCGAAACGGAGCUUCGCAUGCAGCAACAGGCAGUGGUGGAAGCGGAGCUGGAGCUGAGGGCAUCAGAAAGUGAGGAGGAGCAACCCGUCACCACACCAGGGCACCAGGAGAGAAGUCCCGCCCAAGUCCUCAGCCCUGCCCCGUCUCCUGAGGAGCAAGCCGGUCUGCUCUCCCCAGGCCACAGCCCUGUGGCAGAGGGAGCCCAAAUCCCACCUGUCUCUGUUGCUACCAAAGUGAAAUUGCCCGAGGAGAGCCUUUUCCCUGAACCUUUGCUCCCCAAAGUGAAGCCCAAAGCAGAAGUGCCCACUGACCAGAGAGCUGUGCGCUCUCCUAUCCGAUCGCAGCCAGUGGCUCUGCCGGAAGCCAGGACACCUACCUCCCCAGUUAGUUCACAGCGCCUGUCACCGUUGGCCACCUCCACCCCCACCACCACCCAGCUCCCCAUUUGCUCCCAGCCUCAGCCUUCCUCUGAGGCCACUAUCCCGUCCCCCACCAAGUCCCCCAUAUGCUUCCAGCCUGUUCCAGCCAAAACAUCCAUCCCCGUGGUUCCCCUCCCCUUGAAGAACCAAAGGGACACCAAGGAUAGACUGGGCAGCCCUCUCGCUGUGGAUGAGGCCCUGAAACGGAACGAUCUGGUGGCAGAGUUCUGGAUGAAGAGCGCCGAGAUCCGCCGCAGCCUCGGGCUCACACCUGUGGAUCGGAGCAAGGUGUCCGAGUCCAGCUUCCCCUCACCUGCCUUUAAACCAGUGUCCCUAAAAUCCUUUUCAGUUGAGAAGUCUCCUCAGGGUGAGGGGCUCCAGCUUCUAAAACCUCCACCUGUUCCUAAGAGACUAGGCCUGCCGAAGUCGGAUGGUGACCAGCCCUCCCUGCCGACCCCCAAGUCCCCAUCUGACAGAGAGCUGAAAAGCUCCCAUGAGGAGAGAAGAGAUCUGUCAAGCAGCUCUGGGCUGGGCCUUCAUGGGAGCUCCUCCAACAUGAAAACCUUGGGCAGCCAGAGCUUCAACACCUCAGACUCCACCAUGCUCACUCCACCUUCAAGCCCACCUCCACCCCCACCCCAGGAUGAGGAGCCCGCAACUCUUCGAAGGAAGCCAUAUCAGAUUUAUGAGCAUAAGGAGACCAAGCCCAAGGCCUCGGUGAUCCCACCCCCACCACCUGCCUCCUUUAUGCGGGCCCCCCGAGAGCCUGCCCAGCCCCCUCGAGAGGACUUGCGGAAGUCGUUUGUGGAGAGUGUGGAUGAGAUCCCCUUUGCCGAUGACGUGGAGGAUACCUAUGAUGACAAGACGGAGGACGCGAGUCUACAGGAGAAGUUCUUCACACCCCCCUCCCACUGGCCCCACACAGAGAGGUCCCUCCACCCACCCCUAGCCAAGGAGAAUGGUAGGUUGCCUACUCUGGAGAGUGGGGUCCAACCACAGAAGAGGGGCCUGCCCGUGGUCUCUCCAGAAGCCAAGGAGCUGGCUGAGGAGCGCAUGCGAGCCAGGGAGAAAUCUGUGAAGAGCCAGGCAUUGAGAGACGCUAUGGCCAAGCAGCUGAGUAGGAUGAAGGAGAUGGAGAUGGCAGCUGGGACCUCCAGGCCCCCAGGAGGCACCUCCCGCAAAGCCUCCUCAGUUGCCUCCAAGGGCAAAGACCUCGGCCCCGAGUCCCCUAAACGCCCCGUUCUCAAAGGCCCCAGGGAGCCUACCCUGAAGCAUGAAGCCACUAGUGAGGAGGUCCUCUCCCCUCCGUCGGACUCAGGGGGCCCCGAUGGUUCGGUCACCUCAUCUGAGGGCUCCAGUGGGAAGAGCAAGAAGAGAUCGUCACUCUUCUCCCCCCGCAGAAACAAGAAAGAGAAGAAGUCCAAAGGCGAGGGCCGGCCUCCAGAGAAGCCCAGCCCAAACCUCCUGGAGGAAGCCGCUGCCAAGCCCAAGUCCUUGUGGAAGUCCGUCUUUUCUGGGUACAAGAAGGACAAGAAGAAGAAGGGCGAUGACAAGUCCUGUUCCAGCACCCCUUCCAGUGGUGCCACUGUGGACUCAGGCAAGCACAGGAUGUCUCCCAUUGUGAGAGCAGAGCUGCAGCUGCGGCGCCAGUUGAGCUUCUCCGAGGACUCAGACCUCUCCAGUGACGACAUCCUUGAGAGGUCUUCCCAGAAGUCCAGGCGAGAGCCAAGAACUUACACAGAGGAGGAACUGAACGCCAAGCUGACCCGGCGUGUGCAGAAGGCAGCUCGGAGACAGGCCAAGCAAGAGGAACUGAAGCGGCUACACCGAGCCCAGAUUAUCCAGCGGCAGCUGGAGCAGGUGGAGGAGAAGCAGAGGCAACUGGAGGAACGAGGGGUUGCCGUGGAGAAGGCGCUCCGUGGUGAAGCAGGCAUGGGGAAGAAAGAUGACCCCAAGCUGAUGCAGGAGUGGUUCAAGUUGGUGCAAGAGAAAAAUGCCAUGGUGCGCUACGAGUCGGAGCUGAUGAUUUUUGCCCGGGAGCUGGAACUGGAAGACCGGCAGAGCCGACUACAGCAGGAACUUCGGGAGCGGAUGGCAGUGGAAGAUCACCUGAAAACUGAGGAGGAGUUGUCAGAGGAGAAGAAGAUCUUGAACGAGAUGCUGGAGGUGGUGGAGCAGAGAGACGCCCUCGUGGCCCUGCUUGAGGAACAGCGACUCCGGGAAAAAGAAGAAGACAAGGACCUGGAGGCUGUCAUGCUAUCCAAGGGCUUCAGCCUGAACUGGUCCUGAGCUCUACCUGUGCUCCGGCUGGCUGGUCUGUGGCAUCCACCUGACCCAGGCUGGGUUCUCCCAAACCACCCGGAUGAAAGAUCUCAGAAGGCCCGGCACCUCCUGGGAGUUGACACGCAAAUGUCUAUGUGCCUCUUGAAAAGUGGGUCAAGUGUCUGUGCUCUGGGGAACCCCAGGUGAAGAUGAUUAUCUGAGGUGGCUCAGCCUCCUUGGAAGAGGCCCACCCUGACUUCCUGCUCCAGAGAGAGGAAUACGGAGCAUUUGACAUGUGAUAUGGGAAAAAAGAAAACCCGCUCGCUCCCCAAGGACACGUGGUGGCUGGAGCUCCUCCUUCCACAAGAGGAGACAAGAGAAGGAAGCUGCCCCCUCUCCGUCAAAACCACAACCACCAGAGUGCACCUUCAUGGAGCGGAAGGGACAGCGAUCUUCUUCAUGCUUCCUGAAGCACCACCAAAGAAACGAAGAAGACACCCCGGCGGGGGCAAGAUGUGACUCAAGCCCUGGGAGGGGGGCAGUGGCCAGCAGGUCAGCGCCUGCCCCAGUAUCGCAGGGGAAGCUGGAGAUGGGCUGGCUCCCGAAUUCAUGAUGCAAGUAAGGAGGACCCAGGAGGGGUCUGCUCCCUGGCCCCCUGCACCGCACACUGGACCCCUUGUGGCCAAAUGCCCCAGGCCUCCCUCUGGCUGUGACCCGAGGCCUGAGGAUUGCUGCAUUCUGCUUUGAAUUCACAACAAUUUUGACACUGGAAAUACUGACUUUGGGGGACAGGAUGAGGCCCUACAUUUCUAGCCCCCAGUUGACAGACAGGCGUUGUUACUGUUCAGCGCUUCACGUUGGGGUGGGAGAUUAUCUUUUUCCCUGACCUUUUUCCUGUGUUUGCACAUUGAGAUGAAGCUGUCAGCCUAGCAAGACGCUCAGCCGCUUCGGACCCUUUUUGUCAGUUAACUUAUUUUUUUAAUACUUGAAGAGAAGUAACUUCAUUUUUAUAUCUUUACUAGAGACACUGAUCACUUGGCACCCGAUGUAGGAGUGACAGGGGUAUCUGCCGUGUCCUCCUACACGGUCCUAUCCCGAACUGACUGAACGCUGUUCCAGCCAUCUAUUUAUUAGCCUUCUUCAGAGUGUUGCUGACCCAGUUGGCAUCAGGGAGCAGCUGAGAACCCCACGUGGGUUCUUGGUCCUAGCUCUCCUGUCCCCUCCUGUAUUUGGCAUCUGGCCCCUCCUCCUUGACCCGGCCCACCCUCACUGUGGUACCAAACUUUGUGUCUGCACCAUUCAUUUGUCAGGGGUACAUUUCAGCACUGUUUGAGGCCAGGCCAAAGGGCACAGAUGCCACUUGCCUCUCCCUGUUGAACCCUGGCUCUGCAGAACCCAUUUAUUUUCUCCAUUUUGGUGCCAGGGUUUCACCUCCCCAUAGCACAUUUAUUAUUAAAGGUAAGCCCUUUUCCAGGCUGGCAUUGUAGGCUGGGACCUUGUAAUCCCUCUGGCUGAUGAGAAUUCUCUCAGCCCAGCCUCAGAUCCAACCCGAUAGAGAUGCAAGUGUUGGAAUUUAGGUUGGUCUCUCACAGUUAACUCUACUCCGAACCUCCUCUGCACCUCGAUCUUCAUGGGAAGGCACGGGAUAAUGAGCACCAUGUAACUGGCUCCUUGAGCCAAACUGCUCAUUUGUCACAGUUCAACUAGAGACUGGCAUUGUACAGCUCAUAGAGCCACAGUCGGAGAAAAUGUGGUGGGGAAUCCACAGAACUGACACACGGUCAGCGCAGGGAGGAUUCCUGUCUGAGCAAGGCCAAUCCGGAAGGGCCCUCCGGCAGACUCCUGGUGGACAGGGGCCAGGGUAGGGCGAGCAGAGGCCUGGCAGCUCCUCAGAGUAGCCUAGAUCAGGUGUCCGUGCCGACCUUGGGACUUCUGUGGGGAGCCCCGCCAUGCCUCAGCUUGAACCUUCAUUCCUAGUACAAAGGAACAGGGAAUGUGUCUUGCUCUUCACUUUGUCCAUGAGCUGCCAUCUGUCUCCUGUGGAAGCACAGGAGGUGUGCUGCUAACAACCGUCGCAGCUCCGACUCCUUCACUUCCUGUUCUCUGAUGAGGCGGAAUGUCCGUGUUUAUGCGCUUUCUUAAAAAGGCGAGAGGAGGGUGUUCUGGAUUCCCUCUUUAAACCUCACCCUUCCAGUAAAAUUGGACUUGAGACAGGCCCCUCAUCGCCUGUGUGGCCUUGUCCCUGACCCUCUUCGUCCCUCGAAUGCCGCCGUAGCCAGCCCAGCCCCAGGAGAGCCGCCUCCAUCCCUCCUGGCUCCUGCAAACCCUGGAGCAAGGCAGCGCUGUGCCAAGUGGUGGGCUCGGGACGUGACCGUAGCGACACGCUGUGAGUAGCCUCAUGUAGCGCGGGCGCCACACGGGACCUGUGCCCUCGCGACCGGCCGGCCCGGUCAGCCUUUAACACCCCUGCGUCCUUCCGAAGCACACACUGCGGGCUGCGGUUGCUAGAAAGGGGACUGAAGACUUUGCAGAGAAGGUUCCAAAAUCCACAAGCCUCCAACACGUGCCCCGGUUCUCCACUCCCGACGCUGUUAGGACUUGCGGCUCUAGUAGUGCCCCUUUCUUUUAAAGCUCCCGUUUUAUAACCACUAGUUUGCAGUUUAUGUUAGUACCCUGGUGACAGGCUGCAUGAAAUGUUUUCCAACUCUGGAAAUGCAUGCAGCUCCAGGCAACUGUUCUUCCCAAGAUUUAAGUCCCCUUGAAGGCAGGGACACAGGAAAUGAAAUGCCAGAGCUUGAGUGAGCCCAAACACAAGGCCCACAGAGUGGGCAACCAGUUCCGCAUCACCAGAGGGAGGCAGCAGACACCUCCACUCCUGAGUCUGAGGGACUCCUUGUGGGGUUCUCACCCUGCUCGGGUGAUAUCUUUGGGCCUUUGCCCCCAGAAACCAUCCUCCAGUUGCUUUUGACCAGCAAUGAUAGACUAUUCUUUAUCCUCUGAAAAGAGAAGAAAGUUUUCAGUGGGGCAGGAGGUAGAAUUCAAAGAAAAACAGUUGUAAGGUGGUAAUAACUGAGCUGCAAAGGGGAAUGGGCCACUUUAUGCGCAAUAAAAGUUUUUCACAGAAAUACAGAGUGUAUUUCUUAAGUCAUUUUACCAAACUUGGCAGCGAGCCAGGAUGCAUUUCCAUGUUCCAGCACCUGCCCUUUUCAGGUAUGUGGUGUCCAUGCAAGUCAUUUAGAUGCCUGGCGCAUGUGUGGGUGUGUGUCCAAGCUUGUUUAAAGAACACAACUUCAUCUUACCCAGGCUCAGCCAUCAACUGCUGUCAUUUGAGAAAAUGCCUGAAACAACUUAGUGUGAUAGACGCUGUUCUUCAAAACCAGGCCCCAGUACCGUCUUGAAGAGAGGAAGCACGUUCUGUGAAGUGAGAUUCUUCAAGUUGGAGUGGUCCCGUGCUCCUGGCAGCCUUCCUUGCCAGCCCUGCAUCCGUGCCAGCCUGGCCUCUGUCCUUUGACACAGCUGCCCAGGGAGCCCAGUGGUGUGGGGUCUGCAGCCUCCAGGCCUAAAUCGUUCAGAUGUGUCAGUGUCCACAAGUACAUUCAGCAUAGGGUCUUGGAGAGAUGAUAUCACCCUUCUUUGGACUGGAAUCAUCCCCAAGAGAUUGAAGGGAACAAUCCUGGCCAACUCUUCUCUCUGCUACAGGAAGCCUCUUGGGUUUGUCUCCAAAUGGAGACACAUUCCAGCUCUUUUCCCCUCCCUUGGUGUGAUGACUUUGUCAUCACCCACAGAGCUAACCCCAAAGGCACAUGUCUCCCUCCGGCCCAGUAACGGCUGCAGGGAGAGAAAAAAUGGCACUAGAUGGGUGGAGGGGAGUGUUGGCCAGCCUAGAAGUCACUGCCAUGGAAGCUGGUUCCAGAGCCUUUCAGCCUUAUUGCCCGCUAUCCCAGAAAGAAGAAAGGGGCCUCUCUGACACAGACGUGGACAUCUCAGGCAGAAAAAAUAUAACUAGCUCAAGUGAACUUUCUGUGGCCAUGGUGCGUGCCUGUUGGGGAAGACUGGAGUUCGGUAGUCACCACCUGUGCCGAUCUCAGUCACCUUUUGUUCCUCAGAGGGGCUGGCUUCGAUUAGAGCCGGAAGCAGGCAGGAUUUGACCGCAGUUCCAGCAGCCCCAGGUAGCCAGAAAUGAUGAUUGCUGUUUUUAGGCAGGUAACCAGAAAGGAAGACUGCCCAAGCCCCCACGUAAGUGCCACCUCAGAAGCACACACCCUCAUUCCUUCCAAGAAACUACCAUGUCUUAUGGCUCUGAAAUCCCUCCUGAACCCUGAGUCUUCCUGGAAUCAGAGUGAAAAAUGGCAAACGGAGAGAAUGUGCCAUUUUAGGAAUCAGAGUGAAAAAUGGCAAAUGGAGAGAAUGUGCCAUUUUAUUUUAUGAGCUGGCCAGACUGGCCCACUUAUGGAGAUUCUCCCUCCUCUUGUGUUACCGGCUCGGAAGAUCCCCUCCCAGCAAUGCUCAGUGAAGAGGGUAAGAAGCCAUCCUCUUAGGUGGGUUAUGCCCCACUGAGGUAUCAGCCCAGGGGCCAGAGCUGCACCACGUACGCUAAACCAAGGAGCCUGUUAGGCCAGGUGCCCAGGGUCACAAAGGCCUUUCACGGACACUCCCAGAUGGACCACCUGUCGCUGCUGAACUUGACCACGUAGCAUUUUGUGACAGCCCCACUCCUUGUGUCCCCUGCCCUGAGGUCUUCCUGCAGGUGGGGCUUAAACAGGGAAGCCAGAGUCCUGGCUUCUGUGGAUAGGCCAUGUAUGCUGGCUGCCUCUGCCUGAGAAGGCAGCUGAUACCAAGACAAAUAUGGAAGAGGCGACAACGUCCAUGAUGCACACUCGUGCGUGUGCGCAUACACAUAAGCAUCUUCCUUUUCAUGGUCAGCAUGACCUUUCUCCAGAGUGGACAUCUAGCUGUAAAGUAGGCUGAAUUUAAGCCUUUGGACCCAGGAGGGACCAGCUAUGGUGGUGGUCCAGGCUCCCGGCUAAGGCAGGAUCCAAGUUGAGGAUCUUGUAACAACAAACAGCCUGGUGCGUGGAAGACCACAAUUGUAUGGAACAGUCUCCAAAGUAGGCAGAUGGAGCAGUCCUCCAGAUCCAGGGGAAGGGUCGUUUGGAGUGCCCAGUGCAGGUGUGGGGCUGCCUCACACAACCUGUGAAAUGAGAAGGAGGUUGCUGGUGUCUGUGGCCACAAGUGAGAGAGCGGUAAGGAAAGGGAGUUAGCAUUCAGACAUGAGACUCGCUCCUGCCUCUUCCCUGACUUCAGAGGAAGCUGAGGCUUAGCAUGUAACUGGUCGGUGCCUCCCUCCCUGUUAACCAACCCACAGGAUCCAUGGGAGGGCAAAACAUUGAAGGGUUUGAGAUUCUUGAAUCGGGGCCUUUGUAGAUGGACAGACAUCUUUCAUGACGGUAACUAAUGUUGCCCUUGAAGAAACCAGAGGAGGACUGAAGGCGGUCCCAGCACCUCUAGGGGCUGACUCCUUACUACCCAAGUUCAUCUCCGAUCUAUCUAGUGAGCCAAUGGAGUUGUGCAUUUAUUUUUAAUUACUUAAAAUGCUGGGCUGAAUCUUCUGUUUCCUCUCAACUUAAUCCAGGUUGCUGUAGACAGGCAGUGUUCGCAGAACCUUCAGAUGGGCCGCUGCUGGGUGUGUGCCUGAGGCUGGACCAUGCUGAGCUCGAGUCAGCACUCAGUGCCUUACUGGGAACAAACCAGCACUCUCAGCUCAAGGGGACGCCCCAGCCUUUUCCCUCCUGCCCCCUUCUACAGCCCACAGCCACCGGCCACCUCCACCUUCAUCUUAAGGCAGCUCUGCCAAACCUGCUCUCCCUGUGGUGGCUCCAGGGGACAUGCCGUGGGUCCCUGGUCCUCCAGAGUCAUGAUCAAGGAUAAGGGAUUCAUCCAAGUGAAGGCUAGGGUAUGUUAGUGUUACGAUGCUGAUCAAGAGCCAAAACAAGGGUUCACUCACAUACACCAGAGGCAACUGGCACAGCAAGCAACAGGAAAAAAUGAGUGUUUCUUGGUAGAAAGGCCCAGAUGAAUACCCAAGGUUUGGCACUGUGGCCUUCAGGUUGUCUCCCCAAGAGCUUGAAUGCCAGGUCUUUCCUGUGGAGAAAAACACAAGAAGCACCUGACAGCCAACAGCCCCCUUUCCCCAGCUGCAUUUAUUUAACGCUUUUUAAAAAUGUUUUUAAAGAAUUAAGUACCAUUUUUAAAAUGUAACCAGGGCCAGACUUACUUGGUACCAGCCUUCAUAUUGGGACAGAAUCCUGUUUCUGGCCCUAGUAAUUAAUGUUGUAAGUCUUCAUCACAUUGUUAUUAAAGUCACCUGUAAAAAUCUGGGUGGGGAGGCAGGAGGGUCAGGUGGGGAGGGUCGUGCCUGAGGCUGGAAGAUGCUGGCCUUGGGUCAGCACUUGGUGCCUUAUACCAGUUUGGGAACAAACCAGCACUCAACUUGGCGGGGCACCCUCUUCUUUUCCCUGCUGCCUCAUCUACAGCCCAGGGGAUCAGAGUUGGUAGAGCUUUACCUCCUGAGGGGUGGUGACCCCAGAGUGAGUGUCUCUUCUGAGUGAAUCACCCCACCAUGGCCUUGGCCCCUGUUCCUGGAAGAUGCAGAGAGCAGCCCCAGGACCCUGCCAAGUUUUCCUAUGGGAAGAUAUUUGGAAGAAGCAUCAAGAAAAGACAAGUCUUCUGCAACGCUGUGCCUGAGGAGCGUGGGGAGCGGGGAUGCCCGCUGUGUUGACUGCAGGGGUUGAUGUGGACAUGUACACUAAGUUCAUGCCUGUGUGUGUGAGGAGCCCUGCCCACCCUGUUCCUGAAGUUUAGAGUCUUUAAUGGGAAGGGACGAGGGAAACAAAUAGUAACUUUUAUUCGGUUUGGUGUAGCCGAGUGCACAUUUAUCCUCCAGCUGUUUGCACUCCUAUGGCCGACAACCAAAAUAAAGUCCGUCAUUUUUUUUU
Messenger RNA from Leptonychotes weddellii (Weddell seal), 12788 nucleotides. NCBI's taxonomy places the organism in Eukaryota, Metazoa, Chordata, Mammalia, Carnivora, Phocidae. The record is from RefSeq and is a predicted model, not a curated record.